Molecule: messenger RNA, 981 nt
Organism: Aureobasidium vineae
Lineage: Eukaryota; Fungi; Ascomycota; Dothideomycetes; Dothideales; Saccotheciaceae
Source: the annotation of a GenBank genome assembly
AUGCCUCCAUCAUCGCCGUCCUCUUCGAGUCACACUCCCAAUCACACAUCAUCGCUCACUCCACCUCUCGAUCUCGGAUCUACGCCAGAGCCACCAGAACCACACACAAGUAUCAUGUCGCCAGCCAAAGAAGAACCAGCACCAAUCGCCAGUGCAUCAGCCCUCAAAAUCACCAAGCCCAACCAAGCAGGAUUCCCCUUCUUGUCGCUUCCGCCUGAGAUCCGCAAUAUGAUCUAUCACUACAUAUUCACUCCUGUGAGGGAUGGGAUUUGCUUGGUAAUCUUUACGCACCUAGAUGACCACCAUCGCAUCAGAAGCUCCCGCCUCAAAUGUAAUGCUUGUCGUCUGGACCUGCAACACCCUUCCUGUCAUUCUUGGGAACAACCUGAAGAACGUUGGAUCCCUGCGCUCAAAUUUACGGAUGGAUACACGCAUUCUGGUAUCCUGCGAACAUGCCAUACAAUCUUCAAUGAAGUCACGCCAACCGCGCUGUCCCACAUGCAUCUUGCUCUCAAUUUCAGUUUCUACUGUACUGACUUCGUCACGAAGGCUAUGGAAAUACUGCUGAAAAGUAUGCGCAGAUCUCAAGGAGCUUAUCUUUCAAAAGUCACACACGUUUCUUUCGAGUAUGGGUUUGAAGACCAACCCCAAGAUCACUUAUUGGAAUUCAUCAAUCGCUCAGAUGUCAAGAUCGGACACUUCGAACUUUACGAACAGUGGAUCUCAUCUCAAUUGAAUCGUAAAGCCGUCAAACGCCUCAUCACUAUCUUGGACACGCUAGGGAAUAAGCCUGUGACAGUUGCAUGGGUUGAUCGGUAUGGCGGUCCCUCGUACCGAUUUGAGAGGCAACGAGUAGAAUUCAAUGGAGCUCUCGAAACGUGGCUCGCAGAGCGCGCGGCAAUCAAGGUUGCUAGUCCUGAUGCUCGGCUACCUCUUCUUCGGGACUUUCUUCCACAGGACUUCGACUCGUCGGCAGACUGA